CAAGCGUCACAUCCGCUUUUGACUCAGUGAAUACGGCUCUAACGAAACGGAGGCGAGUAGCAGUGUUUCGCUUCACUUGAUAACAUUAUUAGUUAACUAAAUAAACCAGAUAAUUAUCUAUCAUUUAAGUUUCUAUCGACAAGAAAUGAGCGACAACGAAAAGGAUUUUGGCGAGCGGGACUCGCGGUCCGCUUCCAGGAGUGUGAGCCCAAGGGGUUCUGGGAAGUCUGCCAGCCGCUCCCUGGCCCAUUCCCCAGCCCGCUCCAAAGAUGGCUCUAGACACUCCAGGUCUAAGUCCCACUCCCGAUCCCGCUCCAAGUCCAGGUCUCGUUCCCAUAGAAGCUCCCGCAGGCAUUAUUCCCGCUCUCGCUCCCGUUCGCACCGCCGCCGUUCCCGUAGCCGAUCCCGAAGCGGGGAAUACCGCCGCCGUCGGAGCCACAGCCACUCCCCCAUGUCCAACCGCCGCAGGCACAUUGGCAACCGGGCCAACCCGGACCCAAACUGCUGCCUGGGUGUGUUUGGUCUGAGCCUGUACACCACAGAGAGAGAUCUGAGAGACGUGUUCUCCAAGUACGGCCCCCUGGCUGACGUCAGCAUCGUCUACGACCAGCAGUCACGACGCUCCCGCGGCUUCGCCUUCGUCUACUUCGAAGUCCGAGAGGACGCCAAUGAGGCUAAGGACAGAGCUAAUGGAAUGGAGUUGGAUGGACGGAGGAUCAGAGUGGAUUUCUCCAUCACCAAACGACCACACACUCCUACCCCUGGGAUAUACAUGGGACGGCCCACAUAUGGUGGCGGUGGCAGCGGCGGCGGCGGCAGCAGCAGCGGAGGCGGUGGAGGAGGAGGAAGUGGCGGCCCCAGCUCAAGCUCAUCUCGCCGUAGCUCGAAGGAUUACGACCGCGGCGGUGACCGCGGCGGUGACCGCGGCGGUGACCGUGGUUACGACAGAGGUUACGACCGUGGCUGCGAUCGCUAUGACGACCGAGAGUGCUACAGGUCUUACAGACGCAGGUCUCCCUCCCCAUACUACAGCCGAGGGGCCUACCGGUCUCGCUCACGCUCGCGAUCUUACUCCCCACGCCACUACUGAGCAGAGGGAGAAGAGGAGCAAGAUGAUACUUUGUGGGGUUAGAGCAAGGGGUGGUGGAUGUGGGGUUAGGGCCA
This is a messenger RNA of Salvelinus namaycush (lake trout), 1164 nucleotides long. Its product is annotated as transformer-2 protein homolog beta-like. Gene Ontology annotation, molecular function: RNA binding. The transcript is spliced from 8 exons. Gene Ontology annotation, biological process: positive regulation of mRNA splicing, via spliceosome. Gene Ontology annotation, cellular component: spliceosomal complex. The record is from RefSeq and is a predicted model, not a curated record. NCBI's taxonomy places the organism in Eukaryota, Metazoa, Chordata, Actinopteri, Salmoniformes, Salmonidae. The coding region runs from base 146 to 1090 and encodes 314 amino acids.